Molecule: messenger RNA, 745 nt
Organism: Bacillus rossius redtenbacheri
Lineage: Eukaryota; Metazoa; Arthropoda; Insecta; Phasmatodea; Bacillidae
Exons: 3
Coding region: 59-652 (197 amino acids)
Source: RefSeq, a predicted model, not a curated record
CGAGAGGGAAGACAUCUGUGGUCCAGUCGUCUACUCGUUGGAAGCAACACUGCCAGGAAUGAUGAAGAUUGUUUACGUUGUAGCCGUCACCCUGUGUCUGGCCGUGGCUUCCGACGCCAGGCUGAACGCGACUGUAGAGGCCUCCAACAGCACCCGAGCCAACGACACCAGCGCUCAGCCCAAGCAGCUCUACUUUGAUGACCUCUACCCCUCGGACCCGGAGGCGAGAUCAGCCCUGUCGGUCAUUGGAUCACUCCUCCCCCAAGCCAUCCCCUUGGUAGUGCCGGUGGUAAAGGAUCUCUACAACCGUAUCUUCGGCAGGGACGCCCUGGCGCUGCAGUCUCCCGGCGCGGGACAGGACCUCAUGUCCUUGCUGCCCUUCAUCGUCACCGCAGAUCAGGGCGGUAUCUCCUACCUCGCCAAGCCGUCUGCUGCUGGCGUGGUCGCCUCUCCCGGGGUGCCGUACAUCUACCACGUGUCCUCGCCUGCCGCCUACCAGCCUGCCUACCAGCCCGCCUACCAGCCUGCCUACCAGCCAGCCUACCAGCCCUACCAGCCCGCCUACCAGCCUGCUGUCUCCCUGCUGGCGCCCGGCAUGGCUAUCCGCCCCACCGGCACCCGGAGCAGGUCUAUAAACACAUUGUUUACUUAAUGGCUUUACCAGGCCGACAUCACCGCUUGCAGCAGAGGGGAAUUAUUGUGAACCGGUGGCGGAAUAAUUAAAAAAUAUAUAUGCUAAAUUCAA